UUUGUAGUUUCUAAGUUAGGAGGAAACCAAAAAUGGAUGAAACAAGAAAGCAGUCAAAAUGGUCUUAUUGAUCCGAAUGAUCCUAAGGGGCAACUGAUACAAUUCAGCAAUGCCAUUAUCUUCAAAGGGAAGUUUUAUGCACUAAGUUCGCAAGGAACCCUGGCUGUAAUAGAAGAAGUUGAAAAUCAGUUUCAAGUCACGCGAUUUAGUAGAAGGCAAGCCAUUCCUUCAAGCUACUCAAGGCAUUUCAUAGAGUACUUGGUUGAAUCUAAUGGAGAGAUCUUGCUCAUUUUUCUGAUCUCAGAAAGAUCAAACAGGGUGGUGGACAAAGUGGAAGUGUUCAAGCUGAAGAUUGAAGAUUUGUCAUGGUUAAGAUUGGAAAACCUCGGGGAUAGAACGUUAUUCGCAGGGAUUAAAUGUGGUAUGUCAGUGCCUGCAAGUCAAAUUGGCUGCAGAAACAACUGUGUCUAUUUUACUCAUCAUUACAUUGAUGGCUGGAGACUGUAUGAUAUAGGAAGUGGCUGCAUUUCCCCCUGUUAUGAUGAUGCUGGUUCUGAGAUUAAAGAUCCAGUGUGGGAGGAGCCAAUAAUUGGAAAAAGAACAUCACGACGAUGA
Molecule: messenger RNA, 615 nt
Organism: Solanum verrucosum
Lineage: Eukaryota; Viridiplantae; Streptophyta; Magnoliopsida; Solanales; Solanaceae
Exons: 1
Coding region: 37-615 (192 amino acids)
Source: RefSeq, a predicted model, not a curated record